Molecule: messenger RNA, 745 nt
Organism: Charadrius vociferus (killdeer)
Lineage: Eukaryota; Metazoa; Chordata; Aves; Charadriiformes; Charadriidae
Product: kelch-like protein 10
Exons: 3
Molecular function (GO): protein binding
Source: RefSeq, a predicted model, not a curated record
AGCGUCAAGCGGUUUGACCCGCUGACAAAAACGUGGCAGCAGGUCGCACCCAUGCACUCGCGGCGCUGCUACGUGAGCGUCGCUGUUCUCAACAACCUCCUCUACGCCAUGGGAGGGUUUGACGGACACACGCGCCUCAGCACAGCAGAACGCUACGAGCCAGAGACGAACCAGUGGGCUCUGAUUGCCCCCAUGCACGAGCGGAGAAGCGAUGCGAGUGCGACCACGCUGCAUGAGAAGGUGUAUAUAUGUGGAGGGUUCAACGGAACCGAAUGCUUGAUCACAGCCGAAGCGUAUGAUCCCGCAACACAGCAAUGGACCCUGAUAGCCCCCAUGAGCAGCAGGAGAAGCGGAGUAGGAGUCAUUGCAUACGGAAACCAAGUGUAUGCGGUCGGAGGAUUUGACGGAGUCAACCGCCUCCGCAGCGCGGAAGCUUACAACCCCGCUGCCAACAUGUGGCGCACAGUCCCCAACAUGUUCAGUCCUCGCAGCAACUUUGGCAUUGAAGUGGUGGACGAUCUUCUGGUUGUGGUUGGCGGCUUUAACGGGUUUACUACUACUUUCCAUGUGGAGUGUUACGACGAAAACACUAAUGAGUGGUACGAUGUUCAGGACAUGGGCAUAAACCGUAGCGCUCUGAGCUGCUGUGUGGUGCCCGCUCUACCCAACGUCAGGGAGUACGUGGCCAGACGAGACUACUACGCGGACAACUCUUCGAGGGAAGUCGGCGUCAUUUCUUCAACAG